AUGGCUACUUAUACAAGUCUUGUUCUUCGUCCCCUAGAGCUCAAACUACCCAGAGGCAACCCUUUGAUGGCUGCCAAUUUCAAGACAGCCACAAUCGCUGCCAAGACAAGAGGUAAUAUGAGACCCCUAAAUCCAAUUCCACCAUUUAUAGGGUUGAGCAGUACUAGAAGAACCGCGGUCUCCGUCUCCAAAUCCUCUCCCUCCUCCACUCUCACUGAUGAUGGUAAUUGCAAUGGUAACCCCUGCCUUGACCUCUUCCUCAACUUCCGAUAUGCGGAGAAGGCCGGCGCCGGCCGUAAUCAUCUGGAGGAACUGCUGUCGCUGGCCUGGUCCCACAACCCCCUAACUGCACUCAAGCUCAUCUACAAGAUACUUCAGGAUUGCUCCUUUGGAACAGGUGAGGAGGAUACGUUCCGCACCGUGACGUUUUGGAUACACAAUAAUCACCCCAAGACCCUAGCGCGCAACGUCACGCCUAUUGCAGGGGCGCAUGACAUAGAAGGCCAAGACGUGAGCCAGCAGCACCAGCAAAAUGCGGCUGUCGUCGAGAGGUACGAGCAUGACCCGGAGUAUCGCUUCUUCCACGAGUUUAUUUCGGAUAUUUUUGUGGAGUGCUUGAAGUCUGACAUUGAAAAACUGAAGAAGAAAAACUCGAAGCAACCUAAUGAUGAUCAAGACAACUGGUGGAAGAUAACCUCGGCUGCAGACAGUUGCCUUUCCUUGGGCAACAACUUUAGCGACUCCGCUCUGCUGCUCCAAAGCAUAGCGAGAAAGGUUUUCCCGCGAGAAUCAUACCCGGAAUACCGAGGUGUUGAGGAGGCCGAGUAUGCAGACUCUGUCCGAGACCGGCUGACAAAGGAGGUAUUGCUGCCUAUGGACAAGUUGGACGAGGCCUACAAAUAUUAUGGUAGUACGGAUGAUACAUAUUUGGAGAAGUUGAAAGCCCACCAGAAGUAUUGGGAGAACUUGAAAGUCGACAAGUCCAAAAUUGAAGCGGAUGCUUUGCUUCCGCAUCAAAUAUUAAGCUAUGUGAAUCAUUGGAAUUUCGCGCAAGUGGCUGAGCUUCAGUGGAAGGCCAUGGUGGAGGGUAUAAAAAAGCAAGGCAAAUUAAACGGCAAGAAGAUACUCAACAACUGCUUGGCUGUAUGCAACCUCCGGUACAUGUUCAAGCCCGGGAUGCGCAGCAUGGACGCAUCCGUGGGGUUUGCUCUUUUAAUGUCUGAACUGAAUGAAGAGCCAUGGAAAGGAAAGGUUGACUUUGAGAAGGUGCUUGAUUUAAUUCUAGAAGAGGCUGUGAAUGGGAAUUUGAAGCCAGAGCAGAUGAUCAAGAAGGUGUUUGUCUUCACCGACUCCACAGACUUCGAUAAUGCUAGGUCCAAGCCUAAUAAUGAGGAGUCUGAUGACGAGGAUUCAGUUAAUAGUUGGAAGAUUAUUUAUGAGGGAAUACAGAGAAAGUAUAAGGAGAAAGGGUAUGAUAAUGCGGUGCCACAUAUUAUGUAUUGGAAAAUGUGGUCUUGUCUCUCCGAUCCUAGGUGGUGGGUGAAGUCUUCCGAACAACCUGGGGUGACGACGCUUGAAGGCACCGCUGACAAUUUGCUCAAGUUGGUCUUGGACAAUGGAGGGGAAAUUUCCCUGGACCUUAUCAUGGAAGCAACUAUCUCAGGCAAAGAGUAUCAGAAGCUGCUUGUAGUGGACUGA
Prunus persica (peach) is the source of this 1698-nucleotide messenger RNA. RefSeq lists its product as uncharacterized. Lineage: Eukaryota; Viridiplantae; Streptophyta; Magnoliopsida; Rosales; Rosaceae. The record is from RefSeq and is a predicted model, not a curated record. The coding region runs from base 1 to 1698 and encodes 565 amino acids. The transcript has 3 exons.